AUGACUUCUCAAAUUCCAGAAUCUUAUGAUGAAUCUGAACAUGUAAUAUAUGGCGCUUUAUUGAGCGGUCUUCCGAAUUCAACAGAAUCGAUCAAAGACCCAUCAGAGGGUAGUGCUGUAUUGGAUAUUAUUGAUUUCUUCUUCAAUUUGGACGUGACACAUUGUGGAGCAACUCUUUUCAUUCUUACGAAACGCCUUCCUGCAGAAACCUAUAUAUAUGACUUAGUAUCCAAGCUCAAGAAAUAUCAUGCUCAUGUCACAUUAGUUGUAUCUAAUAACUCAUUUGGUGGGUCGUCAUCAGAACAAAUGUACAGAUUGGCAAGCGAAACUAAUGGACUCUGUAUUUUCACGGAAGAUGAUUGGAUUCAAGAGUCUCCCUUUUGGCUGCCAUCGAUUUGGCCUUCAUAUUUGGUGUAUUCAGUAAAUGCGGUAGUUAUAAAAUCUGGAACUGUGGCUCUUCCAAUUUUCAAUUCUCCGCUGGUUGGAUAUUAUUACAUUUGCAUGACUCUACAGGACCAUGGAUUCCUAGACACAUUUAGGAUGGUCCACUUAACUUGGUCUGAUGCAGGAUCAUUGAUUAUUUCGGGAUCGUUUGAAGAGACUGUUGAGUCACAUAUUGAUUUUGGAAACACUACAUAUACCCAAAAAGGGCCAUAUACAUUAGAUGCAAUCCCUUAUGACAUGACACUUCAAUAUGAAUUUCUAGGAGAAACAACUGAAGUUCUUCAGAUCAGGAUAUACAGUGAGAAGUGA
Messenger RNA from Caenorhabditis remanei, 753 nucleotides. RefSeq lists its product as uncharacterized. Gene Ontology annotation, biological process: innate immune response. The transcript has 6 exons. Lineage: Eukaryota; Metazoa; Nematoda; Chromadorea; Rhabditida; Rhabditidae. The record is from RefSeq and is a predicted model, not a curated record. Bases 1 to 753 code for a protein of 250 amino acids.